AUGAAGUUUACCGUCUUCUCAACUUUCUGUUUACUGCUUAUUCCCAUGACAUCCGCCCAAGUCACCCUCAUUGGGCAGAUUGUGUCUGGCAGUGAGCUAGUCACUAUCGAAUCUGUUUCUUCUUCUCUUACGCCCAACGGAGGCAAAAGCUGUCAGGUCGUGAUUAAUGGUCCAGAAAUCACAGGAGGUACAACAGUGAUCUGCAGUGACGGGGCGAUUGCAGUGAACACGGCCAGCUCCGCUGCUACCAUGACGCAGACGACGACUUUGCUCGGUACUUCCGUUGAUGUGUCUAGUACUAGUGUGCUGGCUGGUACUAGUGCGGUAUAUAGUAUCAAGACCUUGUCUGAUACUAGUGUUGCGUCCCGUACCAGUUCUGGUACGAACUCUAUCACCGUUUUGCCUCCGAGUUCAAACGCCAACCCUGUAGUAACUUCUACAAUUACCGGGGGCUCUGCUGGACCUACUAGUGGGCCAAGAAUUGAUUUUGUUAUUGUCGCAGGCUUUCUAGGUGUGGUGGGAGUGUUGUGA
Messenger RNA from Penicillium daleae, 531 nucleotides. RefSeq lists its product as uncharacterized. The transcript has a single exon. Lineage: Eukaryota; Fungi; Ascomycota; Eurotiomycetes; Eurotiales; Aspergillaceae. The record is from RefSeq and is a predicted model, not a curated record. The coding region runs from base 1 to 531 and encodes 176 amino acids.